Myzus persicae (green peach aphid) is the source of this 5144-nucleotide messenger RNA. It is a transcript of the gene su(r), whose product is annotated as dihydropyrimidine dehydrogenase [NADP(+)]. Gene Ontology annotation, cellular component: cytoplasm; cytosol. The record is from RefSeq and is a predicted model, not a curated record. The coding region runs from base 592 to 4467 and encodes 1291 amino acids. The transcript is spliced from 14 exons. Gene Ontology annotation, biological process: uracil catabolic process; thymine catabolic process. Gene Ontology annotation, molecular function: uracil binding; NADP binding; dihydropyrimidine dehydrogenase (NADP+) activity. Lineage: Eukaryota; Metazoa; Arthropoda; Insecta; Hemiptera; Aphididae.
UGCCCGUGAUGUGUUAAUGUGUAGUGUUGUUGCGCGUGCAUACGCUUAUCUCUACUUUUAUUAUUAUUAUUAUUAUUAUUAUUAUUAAAGUCGUCGGGCCGCAGCUGGUAUUACAAUAAUAUAACGUACAACAGUACUGAUCAACCACGUAUGCGGACGUCGCGAACAAAAUAUUAUCACAAUAUAUAUUAAAUACGUAUUUAUUUACAGUCUCGCGCGCCAGCCGUUCGCCGACGACAUUUUUCUCCGGCAAUCGCACACAUCAAUACGAUAUUAGGUACAUUUUUUAAUACGAGAUAAAAAAAAAAACGACCGCCCUUCACCCACCCGCUCGAGGGUACACACGAGUUGGGAGGUUCCGAUCGGUUUUUCCGACCGCCGCUGGACGUCUCCCGCCGGAGGACACGACCUGUCGCACACGACGCACGGCCAUAUAAUGAAAUAAUAUAUUAUAUACUAUAGUUAUAAUCUUCGCGUAAACAAUCGUCACUGCCGUCCCUUACUGUCCCGUUGUCAGGCUCAAGCGGUGCCAUCGCCGCGUCGCCCGUUUUUCGUCCACGCACAGGCCGUCCCAGUGCAGGUCACGGACCGAUGGCGGCCACCACUACGGUCGGUUACGGACGGACCGAGCCCGACGGGCCGUACGGAGGACGGUGCAGCGCCGAUCCGCCUGACAUCGAGGAGCUACUCCGGUUGAACCCUAAACCGUUGGCCAACUGCCAAUGGACAACGACUGUGGCCAACGAUGGUGGUACGGCAGCAGGAGGAAAAGGAGUUGGAUUGAUGGCCGCCGCCGGAUCCGGACUGGCUCGGGCCCGGGCGAUAGUCAAGCCUUCCGCGGCUACGGUCAUGGACCGUCAUCACUAUAAACGCAAUUCUUCGUAUUCCGAGGACACAGCGGGCGUCGUGGAUGGGUGUGCCAGCGGCCUAUGGAACAAGUGGUGGACGGACGUCAAGCCAAGCACGCUACGAGGCGGUGAGAAGGCAGCUGUUCGGGAGGCCCGCCGUUGCCUCAAAUGUGCACACGCUCCGUGCCAGCUGUCGUGUCCAACAUCUAUCGAUGUCAAAUCGUUUAUCACGAGUAUCGCUAACCAGAACUAUUAUGGAGCCGCCAAAACGAUCCUGUCGGACAACCCGGUGGGCUUAUCUUGCGGCAUGGUGUGCCCGACGAGUGAGCUGUGCGCCGGUUCCUGCAAUCUGGCCGGCUCGGACGGCGGACCUAUCAACAUUGGUGGACUGCAGCAAUUUUGUCUGGAAGUGUUCAUGGACAUGGGAGUGCCUCCUUCAGCCAUUUCGUCGGACAGCGAUGGCGAUGACGACGAAGAGCGGGAAGAUGGACUGCUGAAGGCUCGUGGUCAAAGCAGAUUGGCGCCCAUAGCAGUGGUUGGCGCCGGUCCGGCAGGCCUGACGUGCGCUACGUACCUCAACCGGCUUGGGUACCGGUGCGUAACGGUCUACGAAUCGGGUGCGUUCGCCGGUGGCCUUAGUGCCUCCGAGAUACCAGAGUACCGGUUACCGUGGCGGGCAGUCCGUUGGGAAAUCGAGCAGAUGGUCGAGCACGGUCGAGGUGGCGUCCGCCUGGAGUACGGUCGUCGGUUAUUUUCUUCAUCCGCCGGCGACAGUAGACCCGGUGAUAUUACGCUAAAGGACAUAUUAGACGGACCGGAUGGCGCAAAGGCCGUGUUCGUGGCUGUCGGCCUACCGGAACCUCAACUUCCGGCCGAUCUCUUCCGCGACGUCGACGUCAGCGGAACGACGGCGGCCACCCAACAUUUGGGUGUGUAUACUUCCAAAUGGCUGUUGCGCCAGGCUUCCGGGUACUCCAAGCGAUUGCCCGACGGCCGGGGAGGAUGUGGCGGUAGCGGUUGCGGCGGAAGUACCGUCGACGGCGGCUGUGGCGCGUCGAAGCCGGCCACCAUGCCCCCGCCACCGGAUUUCCGUGGUAAAACCGUACUUGUGCUGGGCGCCGGUGACACGGCCAUGGAUUGCGCAACGGUUGCGCUCAGGUGCGGCGCCCGUCGCGUCCGCGUCGUCUUCCGACGCGGAACACCCGACGUGCGAGCCGUCCCGGAAGAACUGGAAGGAGCGAUGCGCGAACGUUGCGAGCUGGUGCCCCACUCGCAGCCGGUUCGGUUCUUGUUCCGCAAAGUUCCUGGUGGCGGUGCCGAUCGGAUCCGAGCCGUGCAGUUCCGCCGAACAGACGUAGAUGACCUGGAACCAUUGCAGGGCUCCACUGACGAUGAAGACCACUCGGCCGACGACCUGUUCGUGUUGCGCGCCGAUUGCGUCGUCUCGGCGUUCGGUUCGCGGUUGCCGGAAGAAGUGGCGGCGGCGCUGGCGCCAUACGCAAGGGUAGACGGACGCACCGGAAGAGUGUGCGUUGACGCUCAAACCGGCCGCUGUGAAUGGUGGACGGACGAUGGCGACAGAGUGGCUAACGAAAAACAGGAACCUCGUGCUCCUCCACCGGUGUGGUGUGGUGGCGACGCUUCUUGCGCAACAGGAUCGACAGCUGAUCCGUCGCAGACAACGGUAGAGUCAGCCAACGACGGAAAAACCGCGGCGUAUCACAUACACCAGUAUCUGCAGGAAUUAUACGGUUACCGUAGCCAAAAUCAUCAACCAUCCGUUUCGAGACCAAUGCUGCCAGGAUUCCGAACAGCAAUCGACGACGUGGACUUGUCUGUCCGGAUGUGUGGAUUGCGAUUCAUGAACCCGUUCGGACUGGCCUCAGCGCCGCCCACGACGAGCGCUGCGAUGAUCCGCCGUGCGUUCCAAGCUGGUUGGGCGUUCGCCGUCACCAAAACGUUCGGACUGGACAAGGACUUGGUAACGAACGUGUCACCACGUAUCGUAGGACUGGGUGGUCACGGCGUGGGAGUUGGUUCGGCUGCUAGUGGCGUAGGACCGGGUACUAUCGGUGCCGGAGACUCAGACGUGGCUAGAAAUGCUUUUUUGAACAUUGAACUGAUUUCGGAAAAGACAGCCGCAUACUGGCUGCGCUCCAUUCGGGAACUGAAGCGCGACUUCCCGCAGCACAUCCUAAUUGCCAGCAUAAUGUGUGCCUACAUCGAGAGUGAUUGGACACUACUGGCCGGGUUGGCGUGCGACGCAGGUGCUGAUGCGUUGGAGCUGAACCUGAGCUGUCCUCACGGCAUGGGCGAAUCCGGAAUGGGUCUGGCGUGCGGUCAGGAUCCGGUGUUGGUGGAGAACAUUUCGCGAUGGGUCAAGCGGGUGGCGGUGCGACCGGCCAGUGACGGUGAGACGCCAACGGCCGUGCCCGUGUUCGUGAAAAUCACGCCCAACGUUACGGACGUGGUGGCCGUGGCUCGGGCGGCAGUGCGACUAGGUGGGGCCGACGGAGUUACCGCGGUCAACACGGUAUCGGCCCUCGGCCCGUUGGACGUGACCGGUAACCGCGGUCGACCGUGGCCGGGAGUCGGCCGAACCGCUGCGGAAACGCCAAGAACCACGUACGGUGGCAUGUCAGGCACUGCCGUCCGGCCGAUGGGAUUGAGGGCCGUGUCGGCGUUGUCCCGAGCUCUGGGGCCCGACAAGACAGCCGGCGGUGACGGAGGACCACCUGUCCAAAUAAUGGCCACGGGUGGCGUGGACAGCGCCGCGGCCACGCUCCAGUACCUGUACUGUGGAGCCAAAGUCGUGCAGGUGUGCAGCGCUGUCCAGAACCAGGACUUCACCGUCGUCCAGGACUACAUCACCGGGCUCAAGGCGUUGUUGUACAUGAACGGAGGUGGCGGUGGAGAACGGCGUCGCCCCACGGCAGCGUUGGUCAAAGACUCGAUCGACCUGUCCGACGACUAUGAUGUCGUAUCGACAGCGGCGGCGGUGGCCGACAAAAGCGGCGGAAAACCGAUGUUUGGACCGUACUUGAGAAACAGGCGCUGUGAACAGGCGUCUUUUGCGGCAGCCGACAUGGUCGACACAAUCCAGGGUACCAAAUCGAAUGGAGUCGAUCGGAAGCCGGAACUGGCGGGAACGGUUCCGGCACCGAAAGAGACCGACGACGGACUGGUUCCAGCUGCGGCUUCGACGCCUGUGGAACUGGUUGUGGGCCGCGCUUUGAAAGCCGUCGGCGCGUACAAAUCGCUCGACCGUCGCGCGCAGGUCGUGGCUCUGGUCAACGAGGACUCUUGCAUCAACUGCGGCAAAUGCUAUAUGGCUUGCAACGAUUCCGGUUACCAGGCGAUUUCGAUGGACCCGAAAUCACAUGCCGUACACGUCCAACCUGAUUCGUGCACGGGCUGCACGCUGUGCUUGACGGUGUGUCCAAUUCCCGGUUGCAUCAGCAUGGUCGAAAAGACGGUACCACACGUGGUGAAUCGAGGACUGGGACUCCGCCAGCUCGUGUCCACGUAUUCGUGUCCUAACGACGGCGAAUACAUUGGCCAGCAGAGCUGCUCCCAGGAAAAUGAUGACCGCGGUAGUCCGGCAGUGGCGACUCAGUGACCGUCACGACGAUGAUAUUCUCGUCUCUGAAAACAAUUGACCUACACUCAUCCCCGAGAUCUAUGUCCGCGAGUGUUAAAUCGCACAACUGUGCCGACCGGGUCAAAUAAUAAUAAAUAAUUAUUAUAACGUCGAGUUAUAAAUAUAUACAUAAUAUUUUAUUAUACAUAUAUAUUUAUUCAUUUUACAACGAAAAUAGGAUUGUAGUUUGUAGUUACAUCGCAAUGUUACGCUUACUUUGUUUGUAUUAAAUGUGGCUGUAAGUUGUAACUCUAUGUAGUAUUAUGAGGCUACCUAAUAUAUUAGGUACUAUUAUCGCGUAUACGUAGGUUACCAACGCAUUGUACACAUAGGAGUUAAGUACUCAGCGCACCAUUUACAAUAGUGUAUAAUAUAUUUGUAUUAUUAUCUAAUUAAUUUGUUUUAAAUGAUUUUAAAUAAUCGCCAAUAUACAAUAAUAGUUCAUGUAAAAACUCGUAAUAAGUGAUCAUGUGAUAUCGCAAUUUUGCAAUGUACAUUAUUUAUAUUAUAUUAUAAUAUUAUAUAAAAUAUUACAUACCUAUGCGAACACAAUGUGAUACAUAAAACUAUAAAUUCCAAUGGCUCAUGUUUAAUGUUGCUGAAGCCUUAUAAUAAUAAUACAUAAUAAAAAACAACCAUAUUUGCUAUUUAUUAAA